UCGUUUGGGAACUUUAUGGGACCACCCAAUACUAGAAGAAAAAAUAAAUACGUGGGCACAAAAAUUACUUUCUCCAAGGAAUUUUUCAUAGUUUUUCCAUUGUUUACCCAUUAAUUUGGCAAUAAUGGCAGCUGCAGCACCCCCAUUAACUCCCUGGAGUCCUGACAAGAAGCACAGCGACCGGGAAAGAUGGAUUUGCAUUUAUCCGGCUUAUAUUAAUUCCAAGAAGACACGGCAGGAGGGAAGGAAACUCUCCAAGGAGCACUGUGUUGAGAAUCCUACAUAUAUGGAAAUUAGGGAUGUUUUGGCUGUUGCAAAUCUCAGGGUCGGUGUGGAGAAUAAAUUGUACUCCCGGGAGAAGAGUAAGGAACUUGUCCACCGUGGCAGGAUACGUGUGCAAUUGAAGAAUGACGAUGGAACGCCAUUCAAUCCGGAAUAUCCCACACGAGAUAGCAUUUUGAUUCACUUGGGAAGAAUGAUUCCACAGCUGAAGAGUCGUCAGGGUGGGAAAGGUGGUGCAGAGGCUGCAAGCAGUUCAUCCACUUCGUCGGCUCCCCACAAAAAGGGUAAAGGAAAGAGACGUUAAGGUCAGGACAACAUUCUUUUUCUCUCUAUUUCCUCCCUAAAUAUAUACAUUCUCUCAGUUCCCUGA
Lutzomyia longipalpis is the source of this 652-nucleotide messenger RNA. It is a transcript of the gene Srp19, whose product is annotated as signal recognition particle 19 kDa protein. Lineage: Eukaryota; Metazoa; Arthropoda; Insecta; Diptera; Psychodidae. Gene Ontology annotation, cellular component: signal recognition particle, endoplasmic reticulum targeting. The record is from RefSeq and is a predicted model, not a curated record. The coding region runs from base 125 to 586 and encodes 153 amino acids. Gene Ontology annotation, biological process: SRP-dependent cotranslational protein targeting to membrane; SRP-dependent cotranslational protein targeting to membrane, signal sequence recognition. Gene Ontology annotation, molecular function: 7S RNA binding. The transcript has 3 exons.